CAUUUGACAGAACGUGACAACAGAAAAUUGUUGAAAAUCAUCUUUUAAUCGAAUUUUAUCAGUGUUUAAUUAUUGCUUAAAGAAACAUGUCUAGAGGAAGCAGUGCAGGUUUCGAUCGACACAUAACCAUCUUUUCACCAGAAGGCCGCUUGUAUCAAGUAGAGUACGCAUUCAAAGCUAUUAACCAAGCCGGGCCUACAUCAGUAGCUGUUCGAGGCACAGAUGCUGCAGCAUGUGUGACCCAGAGGAAGAUCCCCGAUAAAUUAGUUGAUCCAAGUACAAUAACUCAUCUAUUCCAGCUCACAGAACACACUGGAUGUGUUAUGACUGGUAUGAUUGCUGAUAGUAAAUCUCAGGUGCAGAGAGCUAGGUAUGAAGCUGCUCAAUUUAAGUAUAAAUACGGAUACGAAAUGCCUAUUGAUGCUCUAUGUAGAAGGGUAUCCGAUAUUUCUCAGGUUUAUACUCAAAAUGCUGAAAUGAGACCAUUAGGAUGUUCCAUGCUGCUAGUAGGUUAUGAUAAAGAGAUGGGUCCUUGUGUCUAUAAAGCUGAUCCUGCAGGUUAUUACUGUGGGUAUAGAGCAGUAGGUGUAGGAUCUAAACAAACCGAGGCUAACAGUUACUUGGAGAAGAAACUGAAGAAAAAAACAGACCUGGGAAAGGAAGAAGUAAUUCAACUAGCCAUCAGUUGCCUUUCUAGUGUUCUCUCAGUUGAUUUUAAGCCUACCGAGGUAGAAGUAGGCGUUGUAACGAAGGAUGAGCCUAAAUUUAGAAAAUUAACUGAACAAGAAAUAGAUCACCACUUGACUGCUAUUGCUGAGAGAGACUAGAAAUUUAAUUUUUGAAUAUACUUUUUAUUUUGGAUUGGAAAAUUUCAUUAUAAGUAUUAAUUUAAUAAAAUUUAAUUGAUCUUUAUGAUA
Psylliodes chrysocephalus is the source of this 917-nucleotide messenger RNA. The record is from the annotation of a GenBank genome assembly. NCBI's taxonomy places the organism in Eukaryota, Metazoa, Arthropoda, Insecta, Coleoptera, Chrysomelidae.